Pseudonaja textilis is the source of this 783-nucleotide messenger RNA. It is a transcript of the gene EDF1, whose product is annotated as endothelial differentiation related factor 1. Gene Ontology annotation, molecular function: DNA binding. The record is from RefSeq and is a predicted model, not a curated record. NCBI's taxonomy places the organism in Eukaryota, Metazoa, Chordata, Lepidosauria, Squamata, Elapidae. Gene Ontology annotation, cellular component: nucleus.
AGGGAUAAACGGGAUGAGGGAGGGAACGGGGAGAGGGACGGCCUAUUGCGGAGGUUGAGCAGCGAAGAGGCGGCGGCAGAAGCAGAAGCAGGAAUCCGAGACGCCAUGGCGGAGAGCGACUGGGAUACGGUGACGGUGCUGCGCAAGAAGGGGCCUAGCGCGGCUCAAGCCAAAUCGAAGCAGGCUGUGCUGGCGGCCCAGCGGAGAGGCGAAGACGUGGAGACCUCCAAAAAGUGGGCCGCAGGGCAGAACAAGCAGCACUCGAUCACCAAGAACACGGCCAAGCUGGACCGGGAGACCGAGGAGCUGCACCACGACCGGGUCCCGCUGGAGGUGGGCAAGGUGAUCCAGCAGGGCCGGCAGAACAAGGGGCUGACCCAGAAGGACCUGGCCACGAAAAUCAACGAGAAGCCCCAGGUCAUCGCAGACUACGAGUCCGGGAAGGCCAUCCCCAACAACCAGGUGCUGGGCAAGAUCGAGCGGGCCAUCGGCCUUAAACUCCGAGGGCGGGACAUCGGGCGACCCCUCGAAAAGGCCCCCAAGGGGAAGUGAUGACAAAGCCUCGAAAUCAGUCUGCCCCGACUGAUCUCGCCUGGAUGGGCGCUGCUGCUCCUCUGGCAUGGCCAGGGUUGGCUCCCUCUCUCUGCCAGGCUGACACACCUCCACAAUCACAACCCUCUCGGGAAUCAGCGAACCUCUCGACCGCCGACAUUCCUGCCUUCCUUUUUCAAAGUAUCCAAAUCCUAAUAAAAGCAUCUGAAUCUGCCAGGGGCAAGAAAGACA